CAGACCCCAAACCGAGCUAAACGGCCAACACAGACGAACUGCACGCAGAGGGGAAAAACCCCCACCACCCAAACCCACGACCACCCACUACCUCCUCCCUAUCCCCAACCUCGCUCGCAUCCCCCCACAUCCCGCACAAACCCACGCCUCCCACCCUGGAUAAUCCAUGGUGAUCCCCUCCACCUUCUUCCACCGCUGCUGCCGCCGGCAGCCGAACCUCCGGGGAUCCCCUCUACUUCCUUCUGACCCGGCGCACCACUGCCUUGCCCAGUCCCAAUACACCACUCUCCGCCGCCACUGGAACCUACUGCCGGCCACCUUCAAAUCCGGCGAUCCCCGGCGACACGACCCGCCCACCACCUUCUCCCGUAUGCGGAUCCGUUGGAUCUCGGGCUCCACUCCCUUCCCCCAACCUCUACACGGCGCGGGUGGCCGAUGGUGGGGAGGGCCAGCCACCAUGCCCCAAAAGGAGCUCACCACCGAGGCAGCGCGAUUCAUCCUUCGGCCGGGCCGACCGGAUGUGCGUCGCCUUCCUAUCUUCCACUUCUGCAGGUGACCACUGGCCACCCCUCGCCCGCUGGAUCCGGCCAUCAUCUCCAUGGGGGUGGGUGUGCAUGCGACUAGCGGAUUCGCCGGAGAACACCACGACGAGCAGAAAAGAGGGCCUCCACCCCCAGCCCCAUGCAAUUCUCCUGAUGCGCCCAUGCAAUGCGGAUAGCCUUCUGCUUCCUCCUCCCCAUGUCCAGGCACCCCCGCUACCCUCGCAGGGUAGUAUGAGCGCUGGCCGCCACGCUCCCCUGUCCUCCGACCUCUCUCUGCCGACGUCCCUUUGCUCAACUCCCGGUGAGGUCCCAGGUGCCCGCAGGAUGAAGUACAGACAACGACACCGUGCAGUUCUUUACAUCUCCCCUUGUAAUUUUGUGAGCUGCAAUUUUGGAUAUGUGCGGACGUGCAGUACAGUUCCCGUGAGACGCAGCUUGUUUUCGCCCAAGGUCGAUGAUCAUCAGGGCGAGAAGGAAAAGCGGGAGGAGUCCUAGCCACCCCUCACCACAGAUCGUGGAGCCAUGGUCGAGCAGUCAAGUCUGCCUGUUGUUGCAGUCCGUCCCACGGGCACCUGCAAUAUGCAUCGCCCCCACCUGUGUUAAGCUUGGGCUCCCCUUGGAUCGAGCUGCCACCGGCGAGGUUUCUUCCAGAUGCAGUGCGGCAACGCGGAAGCAUGCGGUUCCAUGGCAAUCUUUAUGCAGUUUGAUUCAAUCUCCUAUAACCUUCCACACCCCCUUGUCCGUCCCUGGAGCAGCGCGGGUUGGGUGGUGCAGUGCACUGGGACUCCGCAUGCAGUGCAUAAGUGCAUAAGACAACAUGCGGUUUUCGAUAAUUUUGCACUCGGUUAGAGGCGCGGGAGCGUGGAUAUGCACUUAUGCACAACCGUGCCCCUCGUUGGGAUUUUUUUGCCUGAGAGGACAAAGACAACGUGCGGUUUUCGAUAAUUUAUGUAUAAAAGUUAUGUG
Molecule: messenger RNA, 1508 nt
Organism: Triticum dicoccoides
Lineage: Eukaryota; Viridiplantae; Streptophyta; Magnoliopsida; Poales; Poaceae
Exons: 2
Coding region: 519-1037 (172 amino acids)
Source: RefSeq, a predicted model, not a curated record